Molecule: messenger RNA, 1274 nt
Organism: Amborella trichopoda
Lineage: Eukaryota; Viridiplantae; Streptophyta; Magnoliopsida; Amborellales; Amborellaceae
Source: RefSeq, a predicted model, not a curated record
UGGAUGGCUGUGUCUCUCUCAUCCUUAUCCAUUCUUUAUCUCUCUAGAAAUGAAGCCUUUUCUCUUCCUCUCUCUCCUCCGCCCUCCAUGUUAUAUAUCGUGGACAUGUUUUAUGAUCCAGAGCUUAGAGAGAGAGAAAUCAUCUGAGUUCUUCAUCUGUUUGAAAUUUGGAGAGAAAGAGAGAGAGGCGGCAUGUGCAGGAGAAUGGGUGUGAGGUUGAAGAAGGUGACUGAUCCCUUGAACGAAUUGGUUAAAGCUCAGUUGUUUGAAUCGGGGACCGAGAGUUGCAGCGGAAGCGAGCACGAUGAGCUGUUCUAUGAUGGUCUCUUUGUUGAUGAUGAAAAGGCAGGCGAAAAUAUGAGAGGUGGUAAGAAUUUUGGAUUUUUGUUACGAGGUGAGGAAGAAGAUGGGGAAAGUGUGAAGAAAACGAUCGAGGGUUUUGUAUUGGGGAAGAUUUGCUCUGAUGAUUUAUUUCAAAGAGAACUUAUCCUCUGUGUUGAAAAAUUGGAAUCGAGUAGAGAAACUUGCAGCUCCAAUCGAUGGUUGAUGAAGAAACUCAGAGAUAAAGGUUAUAAUGCAGGUCUGUGCAUAUCGAGAUGGGAAAGGUUGGGCAAUCUUCCAGCCGGCGACUAUGAAUACAUCGAUGUCAUCUCUUCCAUUGACAACACCACAAGGUACAUAAUCGAUCUUGAUCUGGUGUCAAAUUUUGACAUAGCCCGACCCACGAGCCACUUUUUGGGAAUCCGGCAACUUAUUCCCCCUGUCUUCGUCGGAAAACCACAAAUUCUAAAAUCCAUCAUCAAGCUCCUCUGUGAAGAAACGAAGAGGUCGAUUAGGGCACAAGAAAUGCACCUUCCACCAUGGAGGAGAUACAGGUAUAUUCAGGCCAAGUGGUUCGGCCCUCAUCGCCGUACGAUUAACCAUAAGCUUGAGGUCUGACAAAUUGGGCGAGUGCAUGUAGGACUCCGGUGACAUUUUCAAGGACUCCGGCAGGGCUUCGGCCGGAAUCCGGCUUGUUUUGCAGGAUUUGGCGAGCCCUUUUUUUCCUUGUAAUAUAUGAUAACAGAGUUUUUUUUGGUCCUUUGUUUCUCAUCAUUUGAUGAGAGAUUUUUUUUUCUAUCCAAUUCACGAAAAUCACACUCACAUGGAAUUGGGUUUAGGUUUUACAUUAGAGAGAGAGAAAAGCCGAGGUUGGUUUUGAAAGAGGGUUAAUGUGCCCUUAAGAUACGGACAGGAGAUAUAUAUAUAUAAGAAAUGCCUUUAUUAAUUUUUUA